Chlorella variabilis is the source of this 1653-nucleotide messenger RNA. RefSeq lists its product as hypothetical. The record is from RefSeq and is a predicted model, not a curated record. The transcript is spliced from 7 exons. Lineage: Eukaryota; Viridiplantae; Chlorophyta; Trebouxiophyceae; Chlorellales; Chlorellaceae. Bases 1 to 1653 code for a protein of 550 amino acids.
AUGCGGCCCGUGACUCUGGUGCUGCUGCUGGUGGCCGUGAGCGGUGCCUGUGCCAAGGUCAAUAUCGAACACCCAAAGAACACGGGAAAGUGCCGCAAGGCAGUGAGCAAGCGGUGCCUGUGCAAGCCAGCCGCGGCCAGGCUGUGCCUGAUAUGUGAUGGCACGGGCACGCCGUGCGGCCUGUGCAUCCCAGGCUACUACCCAGACGGGAAAGGCGGCUGCAAGAAGGUGCCGCCGCCGCGCAAGCCGACCCCCAAGCCCAAGCCGAGCACGGGAAAGUGCCGGUCUGCUGCGGCAAGGAAGUGGUGCCGAGCGUGCGACCGCAGCGGGCGGCGGUGCAGCCUGUGCCUGCGUGGCUUUGCCCUGGACCGCAGCGGGCGCUGCGAAAGGGCCGCCGUCGCCCCGCCGGGCAAAGGGGGCAAGCCCAAGCCGCAGCCCAAGCCCGUGCCUGUUCCCCCGCCGGCGGUGGAGGGCUGGGAGCUUGUCGGCAGCCGCGGCUUCACUGCCGGCCCGCUUCCCGGCAAGAGCUUGGCUGUGGAUCCGUCCAGUGGCGCCAUCUACGUCGCCGGGGCUCUGCACGACCCCAAGCAAGGCGCUCGGGACCAGCUGGUGGUUCUGCGGCACACGGCCGCAGCGCCCGGCGCCUGGGUGGCGGCGGGCCCCACCAGCCCUCAAUACUUUGUCAGAGAGACCAACCUGGCCAUCAACGCCUCCUCCGGCGGCCUCCUGCUGGCAUACGACCGCUACUUCGGCGCCCGGGCGGAUGAUGUGGCGGUGUGGCAGGCGCCCGCUGGCAGCGUCGCCGGCUGGAGCCAGCUGGGCGCGUCGAUGCGGGCGGCGGGACCGCUGCGCCUGGUGCUGGCACUGGAUUCUGGCGGUACACCGCUGGUGGGAUACCAGGAGCAGGACAGCGAGUUUCGGGCCACGGUGAUGGCGUACCGAGCCGGUGGUGGCGGCGGCAGGGCCAGGUGGGCCCCUCUGGGCGGCCAGGCCGCCUUCUCGGGCCCUGCCCUUGCCGGCGGUGGCGAGCUGCGGGGCUUUGACAUGGCGGCAGGGCCGGGCGGCCGGGUGUACAUCAUCUACCUGGAGGCAUCGCCUUUCGAGGAUGAGGAGGGGCGGGCCACGGCCAUGUGGUACGGGCCCGAGACGGGAGGGCAGUGGCAGCUGCUAGGCAACCCGGGCCUGUCGGGCGGCAGGGCUGACAGCCUGAGCCUGGGUGUGGACAGCAGAGACGGGGCGCCGGUGGCGGCCUACAUCGACCACAGCAGCGGGAGGAGGGCCAGCACCAUGCGUUACAGCGUGGCUGGCGGAGGCUGGCAGCCGCUGGGCAGCCUGGGAUUCUCACGCCACUCUGUGAGCCAGGUGGUGCUUGCUGCAGGCCAGGGCUCCCCGCACGUGGCCUUCAGCGGCGGCGAGGGCGGCAGGGGCAGUGUGAUGCGGUACGCCGGCGGCAAGUGGCACUACGUCGGUGGCACCCCUGACGUCACCCCCGGCGCCGCCAAAAGCCUGGCGCUGGCUCUGGAUGGGCAGGGGCAGCCGGUGCUGGCAUUCAGCGACAUCCCUGCAAGCCGGGACAGGGUGGUGAGGGAAGUGAGGGGGAAGCUGACCGUGAUGCGGUACCGCAGCGGCGGCAAGCAGCUGCGGCUGCGCUGA